AUGGAAGGCUUGACAGCGCUCAUUCGCGAACGCGGCCAAUUGAAGGCCACUUUGACGCGUUUCGCGAAUUUCUUCGACACUUCGGCGAGCGUGACUCCCAUAGACUCCUUAGAAAGACGUCUUAGAAUAAAUGAAGCUGUGUAUGACAAAUUCGAUAACGUUCAAUCGAGAAUAGAAUUAGCGGUUGCGAAAACCCAAGACGAGGCCAUGCAUGCGGCUUUUAGAGACACGUUCGAGACAACGUACUUCGACCUGAUGGCAAGGGUAGACGGCUAUAUAACUAGGUCGCGCGCGUCCACUCAACCGUUGCCGUCGCCUAGCGUAACGUCCGCGUCGACGGAAAUCCUAGCUACGCCGCGACUUCCCACAAUCGUGUUGCCAGAAUUCGACGGCGAUUACAAUAACUGGCUGCGUUUUCGUGACACGUUCGUGUCGUUGAUCCACCAAAAUGUAUCAUUAGGUAAUAUUCAGCGCUUUCAUUACUUGAAUUCAGCAUUAAGGGGGAGCGCGGCUCGCGUAAUCCAGUCGUUGGGUGUUUCUGACGAAAAUUAUAAACUAGCCUGGGAAACACUAAAAAAUAGAUAUGAAGACCCUAAAUCGCUCAUAUACCACCACGGCAACGCUUUGCUGAACCUACAAUCGGUUCACAAACAAACGCACACAGCUCUUCGCGACUUGGUAGAUAACGCAAAUAACCAUGUAUUAGCACUAGGCGCAUUAGGCCAACCAAUCAAACAUUGGGACACAUUACUAGUCCUGAUUUUGUCGAGAAAAUUAGAUGUUGCGACACAAAGGGAGUGGGAAAAGCGGUCCCUUAGAUUGACAGGAAUCGCAACGUUUCGAGACCUCGUAGAAUUUGUUGAAGAACAGGCGAAAUAUCUUGAACGGGCCCCAGCAGGUAGGCAGCCUGCAGGUAGCGAUCCGAGACCCUUGUACAAACCACCCGGUCACUCCAAGCCUCAACCCAGAAUAGAGUACGUAGCCUCGCACGUUGCCAAUAUGCAAACUCAAUGCAUAUUGUGCAAACGUGAGCACUCGCUACAACAUUGCGAGACAUUGAAAAGCAUGCCUCAUUCGGAGAUGCAUGCUACCAUAAAACAAUUACAAGUUUGUUUUAAUUGCCUGCAACAAGGACAUCAAAUUAAAAAUUGUACGCGAGGUUCCUGUAGAAAAUGCGGGGAAAAAACACAACACCUUGUUGCAUCUAGAGCAGGCCUCUGUGCCCGCUGGCUCAGAGCCUCUCGUUCGAAAUUCGGAAACUGUCGCGCCGAUCCCAUCACCCGCGACCUCCUGCGUCUCAAACUUAGUUAA
Molecule: messenger RNA, 1311 nt
Organism: Colletes gigas
Lineage: Eukaryota; Metazoa; Arthropoda; Insecta; Hymenoptera; Colletidae
Exons: 1
Coding region: 1-1311 (436 amino acids)
Molecular function (GO): zinc ion binding; nucleic acid binding
Source: RefSeq, a predicted model, not a curated record